AACACAACCCAAAUGAUAUAAAAACCCCCAGAACACAUUUACAUAUACUCUUCUGCUGUGACCUGCAGAAGUAUAUAUAUACUUGCACAUUACAGUUUGCCCUGCAAAAAGAAAGAAAAUGACUUCAGUUUGCAUAUCAAACUGCGUCAACGACGCACGUGACCCGCGGGUGCCGAUGCGAGCCACCUACGUGAACCUCUACAAGUGGCCCGAGUCAGACGCCGAGUUCGUGAGGUCGAUGAGCUCCAACGGGCGGCGAUCAGGUGCGGCGCAGCAACAUGGGCACCCAAGAGUUGUGGACAGCAUAUCCUGCAGGCAAAUGUACCUGAGGAGCUACACGUUCUCAAGGAAAGAGACGGUGCCUGAGAAAACCCAGAAAUGCUUUGGCCGAGUCAAAGAGAAAAUGGUGAACAAUAAGAAGGGGAAGGCCAAAGGAGGACGCAAGAGGAGUAACAAGUGUUUGGUUCUCAGGAAAGUGAAGGAACUGUCAUCUGCUGCUCUGUUUAGAAUUUUCCAGAGGUUCUUGUCUUGCUCUGCUAGUGUAGAUGUUGUGAAUUGAAGUUUCUUAAUUUAGUUUUGUUAAUUUAUAAUCCAGAGAGUAUGGUUGUUUGUUUGUGCUUUUGUUUCUGUAAUUUUGUGUUGGAUAUAUAAAUGCUGAAAAAGGGAAGGGCCCCCAUAUAUAUAUUUGGUUCUGCAAUUAAUAU
This is a messenger RNA of Prunus mume (Japanese apricot), 704 nucleotides long. RefSeq lists its product as uncharacterized. NCBI's taxonomy places the organism in Eukaryota, Viridiplantae, Streptophyta, Magnoliopsida, Rosales, Rosaceae. The record is from RefSeq and is a predicted model, not a curated record.